Pseudovirgaria hyperparasitica is the source of this 2632-nucleotide messenger RNA. Its product is annotated as cell division protease ftsH. Gene Ontology annotation, biological process: protein quality control for misfolded or incompletely synthesized proteins; mitochondrion organization. The transcript is spliced from 4 exons. Gene Ontology annotation, molecular function: ATP-dependent peptidase activity; ATP binding; metalloendopeptidase activity. The coding region runs from base 170 to 2632 and encodes 820 amino acids. Lineage: Eukaryota; Fungi; Ascomycota; Dothideomycetes; Acrospermales; Acrospermaceae. Gene Ontology annotation, cellular component: mitochondrial inner membrane. The record is from RefSeq and is a predicted model, not a curated record.
CUUCAAUGACAUCUACCAAAGUCCAUCCGCUUUCCCAGCGGCCGGAACAUCCUGCUUUCAUCGCCAACAUCGUGCACAACGAAACCUGUUAGCUCACUUUCGUUCAUUAUUUCCUUGACUGGUCAAAUUUCUUCUUCGUCGCGGCGGCCGCCGCUAGAACUCCGUCAACAUGGCUCUCCAAGCAUCGAUGAGCCUCAACACCAUCGCGAGUACGUCAAGCGAGCUGUGGCCAUCGAUGGAGAAGGUGCUCAAAGCCCCAUGGAUUCGCUAUGAUAGACAGCUUGGGAGUGCGUCGUCCGCUUCAAGAAGAGUUCCGUCGCAUGUAUCCAAGACUGAAGAGGCUGCUCUCGUAACUCCCUCUCCAUCGAAGUUACCAGAUUGCCUUAGGCUUGUCAAUCUAGCAGACAUUGUAAUGCGACCGACACUUAUGCAUACGGCACCCACUACGACGAGUAUACUUGGAUAUACGUCUCGAGAUGCUCUUCGUAGCUGCAGUGUUCUUGCUCGCCCUAUGCCUCAACCCCAAUUAACCACGCGACAGUAUUCGACAUUCAACCGGCUCGGACCUUUCAAACUCCAAUCGAUACAAAGACCCAAAGAAAUGAUGUUUGGUCAAUACAGGACCAUGUACGGGGCGAAUCCGUCAAGAAAUCAACUUGCGCACAUGGAGCUGACGGCAAAUAACAAUCCCACCAGCGCUACUGCCCAGAACGCGUUCUACUCUGCACUGCUUCGAGCUAACAUGCCCGAGAUACUCGUGGAAAGAUAUCAAACAGGUCGCUACGCAUCCAAUCCUGCCUGUGAAGCUCUUUACGGGCGAGCUCUGGAACGACUUGGCCAAACCGAAGGACUGUCCGGACUGCAAACGCAGGCCAACCAAGGUCAUAACUCGAAUGUUACCCCGGAACAACUUCAAAGCAUCGGCCAAGCGAUUGCUGCGAAGUCUAGAGGUGGGAACAUGGCUAAGGUGACCGGUGGUACUGGCACCAAAGAAGGACCGCUCUAUGUUGUUGUCGAUGAGUCAGCUGGGAACAUUGCCUUCAAGUGGGCCAAGUUCAUCCUGUGGUAUGCGAUGCUCGGUUACUUCUUCCUCAUCGUUGUCACCCUUUUCGUGGACGCAACAGGAGUUCUCAAGAAAGUCAGUGGCUCGCAGGACGCAGAAGCUAAGCCAGAGCUACAGACUACUCGAUUCAGCGAUGUCCAUGGCUGUGAUGAGGCUAAAGAAGAGCUCCAAGAGCUGGUCGAGUUUCUCAAGGCUCCCGAGAGGUUUUCCACUCUGGGUGGUAAGCUUCCCAAGGGUGUUCUACUCGUCGGUCCGCCGGGUACUGGCAAGACGCUUCUCGCACGGGCUGUGGCUGGAGAAGCAGGUGUUCCCUUCUUCUACAUGUCAGGCUCUGAGUUCGACGAGGUAUAUGUCGGCGUUGGCGCUAAGCGGGUCCGAGAACUAUUCAAUGCUGCGCGGCAAAAAGCUCCUGCCAUUGUCUUUAUUGACGAGCUGGACGCGAUAGGCGGGAAGCGUAAUGAACGUGAUGCUGCCUACGUCAAACAAACACUGAACCAGCUUCUUACCGAUCUCGAUGGCUUCGACCAAAACUCUGGCGUCAUAUUUCUCGCAGCUACUAACUUUCCUCAAAUGCUGGACAAGGCUCUGACCCGACCGGGUCGAUUUGAUCGCAACGUUGUUGUGCCACUUCCAGAUGUUCGUGGACGUGUCGCAAUCUUAAAACACCAUAUGAAGAAUAUGCAGCUCAGUACUGAAGUCGACGCAUCCGUCAUCGCUCGGGGUACGCCUGGAUUCUCUGGCGCUGAACUCGAGAACCUUGUCAACCAAGCGGCAGUACGUGCAUCCAAGAAUAAGUCCCAGAACAUUGGCAUGUUGGAUCUGGAGUGGGCAAAAGACAAAAUCUUGAUGGGCGCCGAACGUCGCAGCGCUGUCAUCAAAGAAUCGGACAAACUUGCAACAGCCUACCACGAGGGUGGACAUGCUCUCGUGGCACUAUACAAUCCCAACGCCGAUAAGCUGUACAAAGCUACGAUCAUGCCUCGCGGUAUGGCUCUUGGCCUUACCUUCAGCCUUCCCGAAAUGGACGCGGUCAGUCGCGCCAAGAAGCAAUUCCUGGCGGAGAUGGACGUAUGUAUGGGCGGUAAGGUCGCAGAAGAAAUCAUUUAUGGUGAAGAUAGUGUAACAAGCGGUGCGUCGAGCGACUUGCAGCGGGCAACCAACAUUGCUUGGGCAAUGGUCACACAGUACGGCAUGAGCAACACACUUGGCAACAUGGACUUUGCUAGCGACUUUGCCCGCCUAUCGACCGAGACGAAGUCCAAGAUCGAGAGCGAGAUCCGCGUCCUUCUCGAUGACAGCUACGCUCGUGCGAAGAAGGUUCUUACGGAACGUCGAAAGGAGCUCGAUCUGCUGGCAAAGGGUCUUGUGGCUUACGAGACGCUAAGCAAGGAUGAGAUUGAGAAGGUGAUCAAAGGGGAGAAGCUACCUGAACGGCUUGCUGCGUUGGAAGGAGCGCCAAUGAAGCUCCCGGCGCAGCCAACACCGGUGCCGAUUGCAGGGAAGCCAGCUGGACCGCCGACGCCGGGUAUGGCGAGUGCUGGUGCGGGAGAGACGUCUCCGAAAUCCUGA